CGGCAGAGAACAUGAAGUGUCACAGUAAUGUUCUGUGGGUUUGAGGGUGUAAGUGUUUGAUCAUAUCAUACAUUAUUCUGCCACUUCCUGGAGUGGACUUCCUAUAGCAAUUCAGUGAGACCUGGAACUCCACCAUGGUUAAUGGACAAUUCUAUACUUCAAUGUGUGCGCUUUUCCGACCCAGAGGCAGUCGCUCUGCUUGUAACUGGUAUUUUAGAAAUGUUUCUGUGUAAUGGAGUGUACUGGAAAUGUGUGCUCAAAGUGUGCUCCCAGAAAACCAGCCUGGUCCUCAAGAGUGUCUUCUUUUGUAGUUACUAAUGGUAGAGGAUGAGUUCCACGACCUUUUUUUUUUGUUCACCCUGUUCCAUACUUUCGCGUUUAGCGCGGCGGCGUGUUCUUCUACCUUGCGACUUAUUCGCCUUGAAGUUAGUUAGGUUCUUGGUGGUUGGGGAGUUAAGGAUUAGAUUUCAAGCCAUAUUUUACUUUUCCCGGUCUUUCCUGCACUCCUCAUUCCACGAUGGAAUUACGUUGUUUCGAAGGCGACCGUUUGUUUGGGGCAUGUAUACUGAUGCAGCAUCAAUAAUGAACGCUGUUAUGUAGGCUACUACAUCGUGUAGACUAAGUUGACAGAUAUCAUUCCAGGGCAGAUGUGCUAUUUCGCGAAACGCCGCCUAGUCAGCUGGAUCAAUUUUCCAUUGAGGAACGUGUGCAUAGCUCUUAGCUUGUUUUGUAAGGUUUAGAACAAUGGAGAAGUGAUCACUUCCAUAAGGGUUAUUAAUCACAUUCCAUUCUAUAUAUAGCACAAUUGUACAGGACGCUAUGUUUAAGUUUAUGGAAGAAAAUGCUUUGUGCGUAGGACUGUAGAAUAUUGGCUCUUUCUUGUAAAGCAAGCAGGCACUUGAAGAGAAUAGGAUGUUUUCCAUUAGCCAUUCUCUCGCAUCACAGCGAGAGCCUCCCCACAAAGUGUUAUGUGCAUUUAGAUAUCAGACAACUAUAUAUAUAUGCAGGGCGCCGGAAGUCCAUCUAUGUAGUUUUGAAAUUCGGUUUUAUUAAGUUGAUAAUUGGGAGGGAUGAUAUAUUUGGAUGAUAGCAACUGGUCAAUAAACCCACACAUGUUACCUGAAGGCAUCAAUGUAACCGGAUUCCAAUCCGUCAACAUUGAUGAGUUCACGUACUCGUACUCGUGGCGCCUGUGGCAGAAAAGAUGUUACACAUCAGCCGCCAAGGUUCGUGAGUGAUGGUGCUGGCCGGCACUCCAUGGGUUAGUUCUAACAGAUAAACAUAGAUUCUAUUCUAUUCUAUUGAUAAAGUCUAUUCAAGUAACAUAUUACACAAAGAACAGAUGUUGCCUUGAAUAAUUCUCGAAGUCACGUGUCACUACGAGCGACGUCACAGUACAAACACGUGUACGUAGGCGCACUAGCACGUGCACGUCAUCCUCCGGCUUGGAGCGUGGCGGCAGCAAUGAGAAGCGAAAACGGCGUUCGGUUUGAAAUUUCAGAUCAUUCCACGGCGCGUAGCCGUGUAAUAUUUUCCAGACACGAUCGUUAUCGCUCAGUGUAUGCUCUGCGCUUGUCCGCUCAAAAUGGCCAUACCUGGUGAGGGGCCCUUUAAGCAAGAAGAAGAGUGGUGCGUCUGACACUACUAGACAACGACAACAACGACAACAACGACGACGACGACAACGACGACGACGACGACGACGACGACGACGACGACGACGACGACGACGACGACGACGGGUGAAGGAUUUAGUUUAGCUUUACUGGUGCCCCGAUAGACUUCGCGAACGCAGCGGCAAUGAAAAUGUUCUUCAUGAUCAGAAUGUCUACAAAUCAAUCAGCGUUACGUUUCAUUGCACAGCAUGUACGGGAUGCCAAGCCCCAGUUUCCCGCAAAAAAAAAACAACAAAAAAAACUGCAUUUCACCAUUCAGCAGCACACAGUAAAAAGAAGCACAGCUUUCUUUCUUUCUUCUUUUGUUUUGCUCUUCCUCUCUCCCUCUCUAAUGCGGUUUUUGCAUUCUAAAAUUUUGGCUUGGCGUCUCGAGAGAGUAGCAUUUCUCAACAGGUCACUCGGAUAUCGCGUAUAUUCCGAGGUAAGCUGUUACCCAGAGUUUUUCCUAAAAAAAAGAUUGCGUAAUGAAACAAAAGUGCCAAGAAAAGUGAAUGAAGAUAGUUAUCAUAAAGUUGACAUUAUGCAAGUGAAGCAGGAAAAUAAGAGCUGCUUAAAAUGUACGAGACGAAACAAGCAGUAGAGGAUGAUAGUAUUUUAGGCAGUAGACAUAUAGUCAUGCAACUCCGGUGUGCUUCAUCUGGAAUGCAGGGGCAAGGCGAGAUGAAUUUUAGGCGAGCGAAAUUUAUGACGUGCACGUUUGCUACAAUACGAGUCAUCUGCACGCUCUGCUAUGACAUUAUUUUUUUCGCCUGCUUUUCAUUUUUGAGUCACCAAUGACUUAUGUUUUAUGUUACUUUCUUUACACAAACACAGUACUCACGGACGUCGUACUGCGGUUCAUGACACUACAGGUUGGGCGAAGGAACCUGCACCGUAGUGGUACUUAGUAGUAGUAGUAGUAGUAUAGCAGUAGUAACUAGUAGCAGCUGAUGUAGCAGUAAUAGAAUGUAUAAUGUGCAGUGUCUAUUGUUGUUUGUUUUGGUGAUGUAAUAGUAGUAAUGUAGCAGUAGUAAGUAAGUGCAGCUGCUGCAGCAGUAAUAGAAUGUAGAAUGUUUAUCGUUUGGUUGCUUGCUGCAGUGGUAGGGUGUUUUAUUGGUCUUUCAUACCUAGUACCGUGUAUAAUUCUGUUCGCGCACGUACAUACAAUUACAGAGAAGAGUAAGAGAGCUAGCUGGCAACUAAAUCACCCGAUUCUUGGCCACUCCGUCAUACUGGGUACGAGUCACUCUCGAAAGCAAAUCAAAUCAAAGCAAAGCAAGCAAGCAAGCAAGCAAGCAAGCAAGCAGAGAAAAGGCACAUAGAAAAAGAAUAGGGAAUGAAGAGCCUGUAGAGUAAAUGCAGAAAGAAGAUCACUGAGUACAAUACUAAAAUGUGACCUUUUGUUAUUAGAUACGCGAAACGUCCGGAUAUUAAGAGCAUGCAGAAAAUUGCCAUAAGAAUAACUUUAAUAUAAUUUGUAAGUUAGCAUCGUUAUUAAAGUGUUAGUGGUAAAAUAGUUUUGUAAAAUAGCAACAUACUACAUCGGCUGAAUUGCAUCGGAGCCAAGAGGGGGCUAUGGCGCUGGGCUGCGCCAUCAAAUAAACAAUCUGAUUCCGCGAAAUGGUUUCGCGCAGCCUCUUUCCGGAACGAGCACUACCGUUGUACCAGACACUGUGGUAUUGAUGGUCUAUUGAAUGUCUCCCUAAAAAUGUGCUUGAGUAACAAGUUUUACACCAAGCAGAACAAUGUCUCUGUUCCCGUUAAUUUUGACAGUACAUAACCGCCAUAACCGUCAUAACAGAGCCUCUCUCGAAACGGCGGGUUUAGACACACCUGCUCGAACGGCCCGGCUGCGUUGCCCGCAUGUUUUGUCUAGGCGAGCAGGCGCGCAAUGGCAAUGACCAUUGGCGUUAUGGGUAUGCACGGGCUAGGUACACGAGCGGCUUUUCUGAAUGAACCCCUGAGGCACACGCACGCACGCACGCACACACGCACGCACGCAACGACAGAAAAGACGUGCAUUGCAUUCUCUGACAACGAUUUCUUCAGCUUAUUGUCACACGCUUUUCAAUUCGGCUAGCCACGUCACGAAAAAGACAGGGCGAAGAAGGAAGAAGAGGAACGGAGAGGAAAUGCGGCGGGGUUUGACAGGGAUCGGUGGCCGGAGCUAGACAGCGCAGGAGGCACUGACGGCUGCGUCCACAUUUGGCGGAGCCUAGCAAUAUUGGCGCUUGCAGGAAAAAAAAAAGAAGGAUGCCGUAGCAUAAGGCUAACUUGGCAAGCGCGUGCAUUAAGGCGACCGAAGGGAUAUUGGUUCUGCAGUUGCUGGACGCACGAGCGCGACCCCUCUGUUGCAUUCGCCGCGGUGGUGCGGCGUCGACGGUGGAGCCCUGGACACGAUUGGGCCCGCGGCGAUGCCAUUUGUCUGCGUCGUCACCCUCGUAACCCCUGUGGCGUCCGGCGUCGUGCCGCGUCAAAAGCGACACCGGCGCCCCGCCGCGGGUCCAACGGCGACCGACCGGCGCGCACCUUCCACGGGAAAUCCCGCUUUCCCGCGCGCGCGUUCGAACUCCCGGCGCGUAUGCGCGCGUGCGCCCGAGUCCUUUUUCUUUUUCUGUACGUCCGUGUUUCUCCUUCCGAUUUCCCUCCUUCAUUGACGAUCGGGCCUUUUUUUUUAUUUGUCUCCUAUGUGGGCGGCGCUGUUCCCAUUGGUCCCCGACUCGAUCCUUCGAUCACGUGAGCGGGAGUACGCGGGCGCGCGCGCGCCUUAUAAAAACGGGUGCCGGUGGGAAGCGCUUUCCCGUAGCCAGAGAAAGAACCUUGCGCGCACAUUGUACGUACGUGAACGUAGCGAGCACUGAGACACGCGCCGCUGGAUCGCGCUAUCGCGGGACGGGUUGGUGAGGAUUCAUUAGGCACAUGUAGAGUCGACAAGUAGCUGGAAUAGCUGUGGACAACAUAGUGAACCGGGGAAUAUAGUGAGAGAUAAAGAAUAUCAUCAGGCGUAUAGGUGCCGAGGAGGCAACGAGGUAUAUCUGUUGAUCUCUUCAUAAAGCAAUAUAGACAUAAAAAGCAGGGGGAGGCCGAGAGAGAUUCUGCUGUCUGUACUCCACUGCUACCGCUGCACUGAUGGGAGCUGCCGGCAAGGGCCGCAUAGUGGCCACCAUGUCCUUGGCUUUGCUGGUCGGUCUGCUGGUCCUGCAGAUGACGGCCGUGCUCGCUCGUGCGGACCCCGAGGAAGUGGGCGGCAACGUGGUGGAAGCGCUACGCCUGCUUGAGCAUCUCGACAAGUACUACUCGCACGUCAACCGGCCCAGGUUCGGAAGAAGCGUUCCGGUCCGGUUCUCAGGCGGCUCGAUGUCGUCGACGUCCGAUGAGUACGAGAGAUAGCACAAGCAGGCGUCGCCAUCACCGAGGCACAGGAAACCCAGUCACGCCCUCCUUCAAGGACACCGGUGGUUCCAGCACGUCCAGACAGCACCGCAGCCGAGUUUCUCGAAGCACCGAAAAAAAGAAAACGCAGGGAGCGGAGACACUGGAAAAAGACCCAGCGUCCGCAACUCAGCUCCUCUAACGGGAGAAGUCGCACUCGCCGGCGAUGUUCGUCCUCUUCUGCAUGCUGUGCUGGACACUCAUUCGCGAUUCGCGAUCGCCAUGCGGACAUGGAGCGCGUGGCAGGCGUUUCACCGCACGGCACGGGAGAAGAAACCCGGAAGUACCUAACUGUCCAGCUUGCGCCAUGAUUCCCACCCACUCCCUUAACCCUACUCCUGAACGCCACGCCAUGUUCUAGCGUCUGAAAUAAAGACCCCCGAUGCCGCCAUUUUGUACUGGCAUGCCCGA
Dermacentor andersoni is the source of this 5498-nucleotide messenger RNA. RefSeq lists its product as uncharacterized. The record is from RefSeq and is a predicted model, not a curated record. Lineage: Eukaryota; Metazoa; Arthropoda; Arachnida; Ixodida; Ixodidae.